Purpureocillium takamizusanense is the source of this 2632-nucleotide messenger RNA. It is a transcript of the gene POL12, whose product is annotated as DNA-directed DNA polymerase alpha subunit pol12. Gene Ontology annotation, cellular component: alpha DNA polymerase:primase complex. Gene Ontology annotation, biological process: DNA replication initiation; DNA replication. Gene Ontology annotation, molecular function: DNA binding. The record is from RefSeq and is a predicted model, not a curated record. The transcript has 3 exons. Bases 18 to 2318 code for a protein of 766 amino acids. Lineage: Eukaryota; Fungi; Ascomycota; Sordariomycetes; Hypocreales; Ophiocordycipitaceae.
UGUGUGUGUGUGUAUGCAUGUGGCUCGCUGUCCGUGACAUCAAACUGACAGGACAUCCUGCUCCUCUGGCGACGGUAGAAAUGCAGAGCUGCAGUUGGACGCAUCAGUGGGGCGGCCACUUAACGCGCUUCUCCUGCGACGCGUCUCCCAGCCGCGUCCUCCACACACCCCACCAUCCAUCCACCACCGAAGCGGCGACGCAAUACCACGACCGCAGCAUCUCACAAUUGAAAGUGAGCAAAGGUUCGGAAUCCGUGUGGCAUCGAUCUCGUCGCCAGGCACUGCAUCGGAGACACGCUGCGAAGCCCACCCGCCUACCCAUCAUGGCGGACGCGGAGAUCCAGUCCCGCUUCGCGCCCCCCAACAAGCCGCUCGAGCCCGACGUCGUGGCCGAGCUGCAGUCCAUGAUGCGGCUGCACGACCUGCCCGCCGAGGACCUCUACUACAAGUGGGACUCGUACUGCAUCAAGCUGGACCUCGACGCGCAGGACGUGUCGCUGCGGCACGUGCGCGGCCUCAAGCAGAGCAUCCAGGACGAGCUCGACAGGGACAGCCGCCGCCAGCACGCGCAGCAGCAGGUCCGCACGGAGCGCAAGGUCAAUGCCACGCCCAAGGCGGGCGGCGCCGACGUCUUCGGCAUGCUGGAUGGCUUGGUGCCUAGCACGCCGGCUACGGGCGCGAGCAAGCUGAGCAGGGGGGCCGGCAGCGCGAGCGCGGCGCGGAGGAGGAUCGAUACCCCCAAGGGCGGCGCCGCGGCGGGGAGCUCGCCGGCUGGCGGCAUGAAGGACCAGCUCAAUGCCAUGCAUGGCGUGUCAGUCUCCUCCUUCAGCGACAGGACAAACCCCGGCGAAGUCAUCGAGAUCCUCAACAACCAGCUGCCCGCCGCCGAGGCGCCCAUGGCCCCGUACGCCGAGCCGAGGAUCAAGCUCGCCGCGAGCUCCGACCAGAAGAAGAUGGCGUACCGGCCGCUUGCCAUGAAGCUCUCCGAGGCGAGCGAGAUCCUCGACGACCGCAUCGACGACUUCCUCGCCCUGGUGCAGGAGCACCACCAGCUCGAGGACUCGGCGUUUGGCAACGCCGCGGCGCAGAGCACGACCGAGGUCGUCGCCGUGGGCCGCAUCGCGUCCGACUCCCUCGAGGGCAAGCUCAACGCCGCGUCGCUCGUGCUCGAGACGUCGCGGCGCACCGGCAUGGGGUUCCGCGUGCCGCUCAGGACGGACAGGCUCCGCGCGUGGAGCUGCUUCCCGGGCCAGAUCGUCGCCCUCAGGGGCAGCAACGCCACGGGCAACGAGUUCGUCGUCAACGAGGUGCUCGAGAUUCCGCUGCUGCCCAACGCGGCGUCCUCGGCCGCCACCCUCGAGGGCGUCAAGGAGAAGCUGCGAGGCGGGCCCGACGCCAUGGAGUCCGACGCAGAGCCCGCGCCGCUGAGCAUCAUCUUCGCGUCGGGCCCUUACACGGCGGACGACAACCUCGACUACGAGCCGCUUCACGCGCUGUGCAGCCAGGCCGCCGACUCGUACGCCGACGCGCUCGUCCUCACGGGCCCGUUCCUCGACAUCGACCACCCGCUCAUCGCGACGGGCGACUUCGACCUGCCUGACGAGGCCAACCACGACCCCGACACGGCCACCAUGGCCACCGUGUUCCGCUACCUCGUCGCCCCGGCCUUUACGCGUCUCGCGUCCGCAAACCCGCACCUCACCGUCGUGCUCGUCCCGUCGGUGCGCGACGUCCUCGCCAAGCACGUCUCCUGGCCGCAGGACACGGUCCCGCGCAAGGAGCUCGGCCUGCCCAAGUCGGUGCGCAUCGUCACCAACCCCAUGACCCUGUCCGUCAACGAAAUGGUCCUCGGCGUCUCCAGCCAGGACGUCCUCUACGAGCUGCGCGCCGAGGAGCUCGCCCCGCCCAAGACCGCCGCCGGCGCCGGCGGCGACCUCAUGAGCAGGCUGGUCAGGUACCUCGUCGAGCAGCGGCACUACUUCCCGCUGUGGCCCGCCGCGGACAGGGCGCGGCUGCCCAAGACGGGCACGGAGGAGGGCGUCGCCACGGGGGCGGUGCUGGACGUGAGCUACCUGAAGCUGGGCGAGAUGGUCAACGUGCGGCCAGACGUCAUGCUCGUGCCCAGUGCCCUGCCGCCGUUUGCAAGGGUCGUCGAGAGCGUCCUCGCCGUCAACCCAGGCUACCUGUCCAAGCGCAGGGGCGCGGGCACGUACGCGCGCAUGACGCUGCACCCACCCAAGACGGAGGGCGAGCACGGCGACACCAUGCUGGGCCACAAGGUCUUCCACCGGGCGCGCGUCGAGAUUGUAAGGAUAUGAGAAAGAAAGCGUAGGGGGGCGAGAAACAGGGAACGCCAUUUGGGGAGCUUGAUUGGUUCCGGGGCGCAACAAGGGUCGACGUGUUUGAUCAUCUCGCGCGCGCUCGCUCCCAUCCAUGUAAAGGGUAGGCGUGCGGCGUGAAAGGGGGGGUAUAUUGCUUUGUAACUUUUGGGGGCCAUCAUGACACUUUCAGUCUUGAUGGCUCCUGAUGUGACAACACGUUUAUGAAUACAACAACGCGCAGCAAGUGGCGGCAGGUGGUGGUGGUGUACCCUUGCCUGUCCGUCAUCUGUCUGCCUCGACGUCCACCCGCC